Molecule: messenger RNA, 2330 nt
Organism: Ochotona princeps (American pika)
Lineage: Eukaryota; Metazoa; Chordata; Mammalia; Lagomorpha; Ochotonidae
Gene: BTF3L4
Product: basic transcription factor 3 like 4
Exons: 6
Coding region: 194-670 (158 amino acids)
Source: RefSeq, a predicted model, not a curated record
UCCUGGGCGUCGUAGUUCAGGCAGGCGCUCCCCACCGAUAGGCUGCUCGGGAGAGCCGGGGGCGGGCCGGCGGGGUCACGUGGACCCGCUCCCGCCGCCGCGGUCGUCUUUCUCUGUUUCGCUGAGGCAGCCAUCUUGCUCUGGCCUCGUGCUGGUGUUGGAGGACCCUCCUUGCUUCAGAUUUACCAACAGCAUGAAUCAAGAAAAGUUAGCCAAACUUCAGGCUCAGGUCCGGAUAGGGGGCAAGGGUACAGCUCGUAGGAAGAAGAAGGUAGUACACAGAACAGCUACAGCUGAUGACAAAAAGCUUCAGAGUUCUCUCAAAAAACUGGCUGUGAAUAAUAUAGCUGGUAUUGAAGAGGUGAACAUGAUAAAAGACGAUGGGACCGUUAUUCAUUUCAACAAUCCCAAAGUCCAAGCUUCCCUCUCAGCUAACACCUUUGCAAUUACUGGUCAUGCAGAAGCCAAGCCAAUCACAGAAAUGCUUCCUGGAAUAUUAAGUCAGCUUGGUGCGGACAGCCUAACAAGCCUUAGGAAAUUAGCUGAACAGUUCCCAAGGCAAGUGUUGGAUAGCAAAACACCAAAAGCAGAAGACAUUGAUGAGGAAGAUGAUGAUGUUCCAGAUCUUGUAGAAAAUUUUGAUGAAGCAUCUAAGAAUGAAGCUAACUGAAUUAAUUUUUGGUUUUUGGAAGCUAGCAUGGACUAGAUUUAACAAAUCGCUAUGUGGUUCCAAAGUUUUACCAACAGAGAAGAUCACUUGUUACUAGUUCAGUAAUAUAAAUAUUUUGUAUAUGAAUAAUGCUGUUUGUUCAGCAUUGUUUGGUCAUUUGAUUUUGCAUUUUGCACUCCCAGGAUCUUUUGGUCAAAAUAUGAAGUACUGGUGCAGUUUGAGGGUAUUUUGGGUUUUGAUUUGUGGGGUUUUUUUUUGCCCUUUUCCCCCACCCCGCAGUUUAUUUUUUUGGUGGUGUUGGGGUAUUUUUGGUUAUAUAUGUGAAUGUGUGCGUGUGGGUAUGUUUGUAUUCAGUGGAGACCAAAUUGGAAAACAGUUCUGUUUAUUCACCUUCUUCCUGCAGUAGAAAUAAAACAAAUCUUUGCAUUUGUUCCCCGAUUUUUUCCCCCUAAUCACAGAAUUAAUGAAAAGUACCUUGAAUUUAAAAUCUGAAGAGAUGUGGGAGGUUUGUUUUUAACUUGUUUGGUUAGCUGUCCUCUUUUAUUCUUUGGGUUUAAAAUGUCUGGAGAUUUUUUGCCACCAGCUUCAUGUUAGGGUAACUAGUAGCAUAUUUUUGGUAUGGUUGGCUUAGAUACACUUACUAGUCAGAAAAAAUUCAUUCACUAGCUUUCUUCCUAGAUAUCUUUUCCCUCUCCUUUAAUCUCUAAGUGGCCUAGUAAGCCUUUUGCAAUGCUGUUCCUAUCCUUGAUCUAGCUUGAGAGGGUUCUCCAUGUAAUGUGGAGUACCUAAUGACUUUAUGGUAAGAUUUUGUUGCCUCAGCUUGAGAAACAACAGCUCCAUCUUGAACUUGUAUUUCCCCCUUGAUUUUACAGUUUGGUAGUUUUCAAACUGGAAUCUGUAGCAUGUACUUCCUACGUAGUUUCAUACCAGCCUUAUUAUCCUAGCUGUUUUUAACAGCAGGUGUAAAAAUGCCUCUUUUUAGUAAAGUUGGGAUUGGGAAUGUCCUUUAAAUAAGGAGAAAAUAGGCCAUAGACUCAUUCCCCCCACCCCCCCCCCCACACACACACCACAUGGGCAUUCUUAAGAAAUGGUACUGGCCCCAGGAGGAAUUCUUGAGUCACCCUCCUGCUUGUGGCCUUGAACCUACCUCUGAGUUGGAUCUUGGUAUUGUAGCUGCUCCUGACACCCUCCUGCAUGCUUUGAAUAAUGCUUUGGGGGGAGUACUGAUGAAACACGUAUUUAUUUUUCACCUCCUUUCAGAAGACUUGGGGGUAAGUUGCAUUCAUUCACUCCAAGUUUCCCUCUGGCUGUCUGAUAAAAGCUUGCAUUUUACUCUUUCAGCAUUUCUUAGAGCUAAUAUUUAAGGAUAAGAUUUAGAAAAUCUGUUAUUUCCUGGCCCACCAUCAAACUACAGCUUAACCUUACAGCAUAAUAACCUUUGUUUCAAGGUAGAUAUUUUUAUGUGAUACCUAAAGUGCAAGACCAGUAACAUGUUGUAGAUAUUAAGACAGAUGCUUGUUUCUUCAUCUGAACACCUCAGUUUAUCUUAUAAAGUUGUUAUUUUUCCUGUUGUGUUUUAUACAAUAUAUGGACCUGACAAAAUAAAAUAAUAGUAAUAAAAUCACAGUACAAAAGAGGAAAAUAUUUCCUCUUAUGCUUC